AUGGUAUUUGAUCGCUUUGAUUACCUCUCAUGUACUCAAUAUACUAACUGCAAUUAUUCUAUUCUACAGGGUAAAGAAAAACAACACGUUAACGUCGUCGUUAUUGGUCACGUCGAUUCUGGUAAAUCAACCACCACCGGUCAUUUAAUCUACAAAUGUGGUGGUAUUGACAAACGUACCAUUGAAAAAUUUGAAAAAGAAGCCGCUGAAUUGGGUAAAGGUUCUUUCAAAUACGCCUGGGUUUUAGACAAGUUAAAGGCUGAAAGAGAAAGAGGUAUCACCAUUGAUAUUGCUUUAUGGAAAUUCGAAACCCCAAAAUACUAUGUUACCGUUAUUGAUGCUCCAGGUCACAGAGAUUUCAUUAAGAAUAUGAUUACUGGUACCUCCCAAGCUGAUUGUGCUAUUUUAAUUAUUGCCGGUGGUGUUGGUGAAUUCGAAGCUGGUAUUUCCAAGGAUGGUCAAACCAGAGAACACGCUUUAUUGGCUUACACCUUAGGUGUUAAACAAUUGAUUGUUGCCGUUAACAAGAUGGAUUCCGUCAAAUGGGACGAAAAAAGAUUCAAUGAAAUCAAAAAAGAAGUUUCUUCUUUCAUCAAAAAGGUUGGUUUUGCUCCAGCAACCGUUCCUUUUGUUCCAAUCUCUGGUUGGAAUGGUGACAAUAUGAUUGAACCAUCUCCAAACUGUCCAUGGUAUAAGGGUUGGGAAAAGAAAACCAAAGCUGCUAAAUACACUGGUAAGACUUUGUUAGAAGCUAUUGACUCCAUUGAGCCACCAGCAAGACCAACUGAUAAACCAUUACGUUUACCAUUACAAGAUGUUUACAAGAUUGGUGGUAUUGGAACUGUGCCAGUUGGUAGAGUUGAAACUGGUGUUAUCAAACCAGGUCAAGUUGUUACUUUCGCCCCAGUCGGUGUUACCACUGAAGUCAAAUCCGUUGAAAUGCACCACGAAUCUUUAACUCAAGGUCUUCCAGGUGACAAUGUUGGUUUCAAUAUCAAGAAUGUUUCUGUCAAGGAUAUCAGAAGAGGUAAUGUCUGUGGUGAUGCCAAAAACGACCCACCAAAAGGCUGUAAAUCUUUUGAUGCUCAAGUUAUUAUCUUAAACCAUCCUGGUCAAAUUUCUGCCGGUUACGCUCCAGUCUUAGAUUGUCACACUGCUCACAUUGCUUGUAAAUUCUCUGAAUUAUUAACCAAGAUUGACAGAAGAACCGGUAAAGAAUUAGAAAAAGAACCAAAAUUUGUUAAAUCUGGUGAUGCUGCUAUUGUUAGAAUGGUUCCAUCUAAACCAAUGUGUGUUGAAGCCUUUACUGACUACCCACCAUUAGGUAGAUUUGCCGUUAGAGAUAUGAGACAAACUGUUGCUGUUGGUGUUAUCAAGAAAGUUGAUAAGACUGACCCAACUGCUGCUAAGGUCACCAAAUCUGCUUUAAAAGCUGGUGCUAAAAAAUAA
Molecule: messenger RNA, 1449 nt
Organism: Ascoidea rubescens DSM 1968
Lineage: Eukaryota; Fungi; Ascomycota; Saccharomycetes; Ascoideales; Ascoideaceae
Product: elongation factor 1-alpha
Exons: 2
Coding region: 1-1449 (482 amino acids)
Biological process (GO): translational elongation; translation
Molecular function (GO): GTPase activity; translation elongation factor activity; GTP binding
Source: RefSeq, a predicted model, not a curated record